Molecule: messenger RNA, 2494 nt
Organism: Telopea speciosissima
Lineage: Eukaryota; Viridiplantae; Streptophyta; Magnoliopsida; Proteales; Proteaceae
Product: mitogen-activated protein kinase 20-like
Exons: 11
Coding region: 578-2437 (619 amino acids)
Biological process (GO): protein phosphorylation; intracellular signal transduction
Cellular component (GO): cytoplasm; nucleus
Molecular function (GO): MAP kinase activity; ATP binding
Source: RefSeq, a predicted model, not a curated record
CUCUCUCUUUUUCUUCAUUGGAUUUUCUGAAAGCUAGGGUUUUCUUGAGCUCUAAACUCCAUUAAAUUUGAUCUUUUGUUGAAUUGAAAGCGUAUUGAGUUCCGUGAGAUCUGAACUGAAAUUUCUGUUGGCAUGAAACCUGCGUGAAGGAGGGGCUGAAAAGACGAUUAGCUUGUUAUUUAUUUUAUUAAGAUAUUAAUUAUUAAAUGUUGUAUAUAUGCUUCAGUUGAGUUCUGGAAGAAACGGUCUUGAAAUGCAGAAGUUCAUGAGGUUACGCUUGCACGCUCUAUGAUCUUCGUCUUCGCAUUUCUCCUUGUGGUUUUUAGAGUUUGCAAGGAAGUUUCGGCAGAGGAGUGCAUGAAGGAUUUGGUCCGUUUUCUAUGUUACAUAAAGAUUUGCAAGAGAGUGAGGCGAGAUUUUGGGCUUGUGAUCCGGAGCAGGAGUAGGUGGGGGAAAUGUGGCUGAUUUUACCGGCGCUUGGCACCUGGUUUUUUUGAGUUGUUCUUUGAUUGUUUCUCAGCAGAAAAGGGAGCUGAAACGGAUUUUUUUAGGCGGCUGGGUUGGAAGAUUGUGAAAUAUGCAGCAAGAGCAGCGAAAGAAGAAUCCAACAAUAGAGAUGGACUUCUUUACUGAGUAUGGUGAUGCCAAUAGAUUCAAAGUUCAGGAAAUCAUAGGAAAAGGAAGCUAUGGCGUUGUCUGCUCAGCCACUGACAUCCAUACUGGAGAGAAAGUGGCAAUAAAGAAAAUUCACGAUAUUUUUGAGCACAUCUCGGAUGCUGCACGAAUCCUGCGUGAGAUCAAGCUGCUUAGGCUUCUACGACAUCCUGACAUUGUUGAAAUAAAGCACAUUAUGUUGCCACCCUCAAGGAGGGACUUCAAAGAUAUAUAUGUUGUUUUUGAGCUCAUGGAGUCGGAUCUUCACCAAGUCAUUAAAGCUAAUGAUGACUUAACAAGAGAACAUUAUCAGUUUUUUCUUUAUCAGUUGCUACGAGCAUUGAAGUAUAUUCAUACAGCAAAUGUUUACCAUCGAGAUUUGAAACCAAAGAAUAUAUUGGCUAAUGCAAAUUGCAAACUCAAAAUUUGUGACUUUGGGUUGGCAAGAGUUGCCUUCAAUGAUACUCCUACAACAAUAUUUUGGACGGAUUAUGUGGCGACAAGAUGGUACAGAGCUCCAGAGCUGUGUGGAUCAUUUUUUUCCAAGUACACACCUGCAAUUGAUAUUUGGAGCAUAGGCUGUAUCUUUGCUGAGGUGCUAACUGGAAAACCUCUGUUUCCUGGUAAAAAUGUGGUUCAUCAGUUGGAUUUGAUGACUGAUCUGCUUGGAACACCCUCUUUAGAUACCAUUUCACGGAUCCGCAAUGAAAAGGCUAGGAGAUACUUGACGAGCAUGAGGAAGAAGCAACCCAUGUCAUUUUCUCAAAAAUUCCCUAAUGCUGAUCCUCUGGCAGUUAAACUAUUGGAAAGACUGUUAGCAUUUGAUCCAAAGGAUAGGCCAACUGCUGAACAGGGUCUUGCUGAUCCGUACUUCAAAGGCCUAGCGAAAGUGGAGAGAGAGCCCUCUUGUCAGCCGAUUACAAAGCUAGAGUUUGAAUUUGAGCGGCGGAGGGUGACAAAAGAAGACAUUAGGGAAUUGAUUUUCCGGGAAAUAUUAGAGUAUCAUUCACAACUGCUGAAAGACUACAUGAAUGGAACAGAAAGGACAAGUUUUCUUUAUCCUAGUGCUGUCGAUCAAUUCAGAAAGCAGUUUGCACAUCUUGAGGAAAAUGGUGGUAAAAGUGGGCCGGUGAUUCCAUUUGAGAGAAAACAUGUUUCUCUCCCAAGAUCAACAGUUGUUCAUUCAAAUACAAUUCCCCCCAAGGAACAGCCAAAUAUGGGUACAUUCAGAGAUCGGCAAAUAUCAGAGGAAGCAUGUAAUAAGAACUCAAGGGAUACAAAUGGAAUUGGACAUAUGCCAAGGACUUUGCAGGCAUCACAUCGGAUUCCAAUGGCCAAACCUGGGAAAGUUGUUGGACCAGUUGUACCUAAUGAGAAUGGUAGCAACAUGAAAGAUGGCUUUGACCCAAAAAUGUUGAUCAGGAAUGCAGUUCUUCCUCCUCAAGGCAUCCCUUCAUCAUACUGUUUCCAAAGGCCUAGCAUGAAGCAUGAAAGAUCUGGGGCAGAAGGUGAGAGGGGCUUGUCACAAACCAAACCACAACUCCCAGAGUGUAGCAUGGCAGCCAGAUUAGCCCCUGAAAUUUCCAUUGACAUAAACUCUCCAUUUUAUCUAACACGGGCAGGAGUAAUGAAGGCCGACCAAGUAACCGAUCGAAUUGCUAUUGAUACGAAUCUGCUGCAAGCUAAAUCUCAGUUUGGUGGGAUUGGUGCUGCUGCAGCUGUGGCUGCGGUUGCUCACAGAAAGGUGGGAACUGUUCAGUAUGGCAUGACAAGGAUGUAUUAGGAAUGCUCACAGAAAGGUGGGAACUCUUCAGUAUGGCAUGACAAGGAUGUAUUAGAG